AUGGCCUCGUCACUCGAGCGAAGUGUUGACUCAUUCCAUGUGCUCGAGGCCGCUCGCCCCUGGCUCUGGGAGAAUGUCGACGUGCUCUCCGGCCGUGGAUGGCUCUCGGUCGUCAACGCCCUCACCGAGGAAGUCGAGGACAAGAUCAAGAUCGAGGUCGUCGACGGCGAAGACGUCGAACAGCGGCUUGCUGAGGCGUUUGUCAGGCACGAGAACGCCAAGAGCUCGGACGGCAGCGCAAACGGCACUCCCAAGUCGCCCUUCGACGCAGCCUUUGCCCACCACACCGACGCCUUGCCAGACACACCGGUUGCGUCGUCGUCGUCGACUGCGUCGGCGCUCCCGCAAGGGGCUUGGUGCAUGCAGCAUUCGCAUCGCUGA
This is a messenger RNA of Vanrija pseudolonga, 381 nucleotides long. RefSeq lists its product as uncharacterized. NCBI's taxonomy places the organism in Eukaryota, Fungi, Basidiomycota, Tremellomycetes, Trichosporonales, Trichosporonaceae. The coding region runs from base 1 to 381 and encodes 126 amino acids. The record is from RefSeq and is a predicted model, not a curated record. The transcript has 2 exons.